CACUUGGUGGACGAAGCGGACUACACGGACUGGACUGGAGUUUUUUUUUUUUUUUAAAUAAAAAGAAAAUUAGCAUAUGGGAGUUUUUAUUGUGGUUCAUGGAAGAGUCCGGUUUUAUUACAGCCUUGAAUCCGUUAUUGUAUCCCAGAGUCGAGCGUGUGCUGGUCCGUUAGAGGUCGGUGAAAAGUCGACCGCUGUCACUUUUGAUUCAUGGACUCAACACGGACUUUAGCUAAAAGCAUUUCUGUCAAGAGGCUGACACAAGGUUGACUUCAUUCAUUGAAUAUCCAGAUUUAGAGAACAUGAAGUUGUCUCUGGACAGUAUGGGCCUCCUGAAGAUUGUGCUGUUCGUCUUUAAGGCUGUUUUACUAACCGACUGUGCACGAGGACCUCCACGGGUGUCUGAGAAAGUUGCUCAUAGACAGUCAGCACGGCUCGGGAGCGACAUUAAGCUGCCAUGUCCAGUGGAAGGAGACCCUCCGCCGCUCAUAAUGUGGACCAAAGACAACCACAACAUCCACAGUGGCUGGAUUCGUUUCCGUAUCCUCCGCAUGGGCCUGAAGAUCAAGGAGGUGGAGGCAGACGACACGGGGACCUACAUCUGCAAAGCCACCAACGGCUUUGGCAGCGUUAAUAUCAACUAUACCCUCAUCGUCAUCGACGACUCAGGUUCUGAUAAAACUGGACCAGGAGCAGCUGAUAGAGCAGAGUCUGGCCCGGGCGCCGAUGGCUUGUCAGAGAAAUAUGUGCGUCCCCGCUUUACCCAGCCCGCUAAGAUGAGAAAAAGGGUGAUAGCUCGUCCCGUUGGCAGUUCGGUGCGGCUCAAAUGCAUGGCCAGUGGAAAUCCUCGACCGGACAUCGUGUGGCUGAAGGACGACAGGCCGCUGACGGAGCAGGAGGUCGGCGAGGGCCGUCAGAAGAAGUGGACUCUGAGUCUGAAGAACCUGACGCCAGAGCACAGCGGCAGAUACACCUGCAGGGUCUCCAAUCGGGCAGGGGAAAUCAACGCCACUUAUAAAGUCGAGGUCAUACAGAGGACAAACUCUAAGCCUAUUUUGACGGGCACUCACCCGGUCAACACGACGGUGGACUACGGAGGCACCACGUCGUUCCAGUGCAAAGUGAGGAGCGACGUCAAGCCGGUCAUCCAGUGGCUCAAACGCGUGGAGUCUAACGAGGAAAGCCGCUACAACUCCACCAUCGAGGUGGGAGACCACCGAUUUGUGGUUCUGCCCACGGGGGAGGUGUGGUCACGACCCGACGGCUCCUACCUCAACAAGCUGCUCAUUACCCGUGCCAAGGAGGAGGACGCCGGCAUGUACAUCUGCUUAGGCGCCAACACCAUGGGCUACAGCUUCCGCAGCGCCUUCCUCACUGUGCUGCCAGACACGAAGCCUCCCAUCACGCCCAUGUUCUCGCCAGCCCCCAGCUCACUCCCCUGGCCUGUCAUCAUUGGCAUCCCUGCUGGAAUAGUGUUCAUCUUUGGCACAGUGCUGCUGUGGUUCUGCCAGAGCAGAAAACACUGUCCCCCUCCCAGCGCUCCAGCGGCGACUGCACAGGUACUGCAGAGCUCCCACCGGCUGCCGUAUCGAGAGCGGGACCGGGGCUGCGUGGCUCCGUCCUCCAGCUCCUCCAGCCCAGAGAAAGACUGCAUGAGCUCCAUGAACUACGAGGAGUACCUGGCACAGCAACAGCUCCUCCUCACCCAGGGAGGACCAACAAUCCCCCCUAAAAUCUACCCCAAAAUCUACACUGACAUUCACACACACACUCACUCCCACGUGGACGGGAAAGUACAUCAGCAUCAACACAUUCAUUUUCAGUGUUAGCCUCAGUGCCAAAUAUCUCCCACUGACACUGCUCCAGUAUCUCAGAGGGACGAUGAGCUGUGGACCUGAACAGCAGCUCCUGAGCAACAUUCACCUGACAUUACUCUUCUUCUCUCAUAGCUGGAGAUUUCUGGGAAGAGUGUGCAUGUGGGGGAAAAAAAAAAAACAGUGGCCAGUGAUACACACCUUGUGUUUUUACAUCCAAACUUCCAUAUUUGGUGCUCAUUUUUUACCUGUCAGAUCCUCACACCACUAAAAUCCAUGAAUCCUUGUUGUGCACUUAAUACAAAAAGGACAAGGACUCUAUUUUUUUUGCAGCGUGUGAGUUUAAUCGCAGCUAUUCAGGCCAGCUGAAAGUUCUUCCUCAGCAGUUGAAUUUUGCAUUUUCCUACUUGGUGUAGCAGAAAAUGGAGGUCAGGUUUUACCUUUCACUUAUUCAGCUGUUGGAGCGCAGAAGCUUUGUGUGUUCUGCCUGGUAAUGAAGAUGAAAAUGGUACUCAAGAUUUACAAAAGGGGGCUGGUUUUAUGCUCCUACUCAGGUAGUCCUUAUGUUUGUUAAAGAUGCAUAAUGUUUGGAAUGCUGACCACUAUCCUUUACGUUACCUUUCUCCAUCCCUCACUUUGUCCUCCGUUAAAAGUGACAUAGAUAGUAGACUGGUAAGUUUUUAUAUCCUUUUUAUGGCAUGCAAACCUUGCCUAAGACUGCAAGGGAUGGAAGAAUUGUGUUUCCAUGUUAUCUGAAUUGGUCUUCAUUAACUUUUAACAUUUGUUUUAGUUAGGUUCCCAUCAUCAGUCAGUAGCAUGUUGAGGUAAACCAGCAGAGGAUGACAUUAUCCAACCACAGUUUAUGAAGCUGUAGUCAUUUAUAAUCAGAUUGAGUCAUGAAUAUUUAAUUUAUUUUGCUAAAAAAUGUAUCAAAGUUUAUUUUUCAGAGUAAGGCGUUUUACAUAUCUAUGUAAUGUUAUUAAAGUAUACUAUUGUUGUCAUGUAUAGUACAUUUUGAGUACUUUGUCACCCAGUUUAAUCACAUUUAGUUCAUGCCAAUAUUUAGGUAAUUCUGUAUGUAAUUGGUUAUAUUUGACAAUCUUGUAUGAUGUACUCUGUUCAAGCUCAAAAACUAAAUCAUCUAAAGUGCGAUGGUUUGGCAGUUUUGAUUAAAUGACCUAAAAGGAAUUAA
Molecule: messenger RNA, 3006 nt
Organism: Morone saxatilis (striped sea-bass)
Lineage: Eukaryota; Metazoa; Chordata; Actinopteri; Moronidae
Product: fibroblast growth factor receptor-like 1
Exons: 7
Coding region: 303-1829 (508 amino acids)
Cellular component (GO): plasma membrane
Molecular function (GO): fibroblast growth factor binding; fibroblast growth factor receptor activity
Source: RefSeq, a predicted model, not a curated record